UAUUUGCAGGUUAUAAUUACAGAUUUGAUGUGUAUUUGUUUAUUUUGCCAAGAAGUUCAUUACAAAGGACAAUGAGUUCUGCAAGCAAGGUCGGUGAAAUUUUCACGGCAGCCGGGCAAGCUUUUAACAGAUUAGGAGAUUUAACAAUGCAACUUCAUCCCAAUGCAGAAUCUCCAACAGGAAAGUGGACCGACGAAGAAAUUGAGAUGUUGAGACAAGUAGUUAAGCAAUUUUCGGACGGAUUGAACCAAAUUAGCGAUCACAUUAAAAGGCGAACGGUAUCACAAAUUAGGACGGCGUUGAAGAAGAAGGCGUUCGAAGACGCCGGCCUGCCGGUGAGGUCGGUGAAUCAAACGACGCCCGUCUCGACGCUCCAGCAGAACUUGCAGACGCCGAUGAUUAAAAACGAGGUGACCCUUAAUAUGUUGAACGCCGCGGAGUCCGAGGUGGACGUCGAGGGGCUCCACGAGGACGUCAAACUGGAGUUCGAUGGGGGCAACGAAGACGUUCCGACAAAAGACCCUAGUACAAAGCCUGCCUUACCGGGAGUAUUUUAG
This is a messenger RNA of Phyllotreta striolata, 557 nucleotides long. Lineage: Eukaryota; Metazoa; Arthropoda; Insecta; Coleoptera; Chrysomelidae. The record is from the annotation of a GenBank genome assembly.